UACCACAUUGUUUAUGUACCGGAAAUUAUGUAAAAGUGCAGAUGCGUUGUAUCUUGUCGGAGCAUCUAGGGUAUUUUUAUCGUUGUUCUACUCCAUCCCCUGGGUAAUCUUAUAUUUUUUUAUGAUAACAUUAUUGGUAGAUUACUYUAUUCACUGAAGUCGAUUGUCGGUCCAGCUAACCACAAUGUCGAUCUGAUUGCGUGAAUUCUAAAAAUAGAUACAGUGUGUACCGCACAUUGAAUUCUUUCAGUUGUUAAUCGACAGAYCAUUAGUGUGAAGUCUUUUGAAUGGCACAAAUAAUGUACAGGAAAUAAAAUGGACAGCAUUAUGUAUGAACAAGGAUGUGCUUCUUGCUCAAGAAGACAAUUUCCCAUCAAGAAUUAUCCAAACCAAGAUAGCAACACUAUGAAUUGUACAGACACUUAUAAAAGAACUCAAAGAUACCAAACAAAAAAGUCAAGAUAUCUUUAUUCAUGGAGAACUUUUGUAAAUCCUAUUUCUGCAACAUUUUUAAACAGUAUUUUAUCCUUUUUAAUGCUUUUAUCAAGACUUUUAUAUAAUUGUAACAGAAGAAGCUAUAAGAGAACGUUUGUACAAAGUAUUUUAUUCUUAUUUGGACUGACUUUGUUGGCAAAUACUUCAUUWUGUCARCAUWUAUCGCAGCAAGAGACAAAGCUAAUGGAUGCAAUAGUACCAAUUGGGACUCAUUUUACAUACAAGAUACCUUCCAGUCAAUUUGACUGUGAUUUCCACAGACUUGAGGUGUCAGAGGGAAGUACAAGAUCUCUACCCAACUGGCUUGCUUACAGUCARGUCAAKCAAGAACUAUAUGGAGUAGCCUCAUUAAAAGAUGUUGGGACAAAUGAAAUACUAGUAGUAGCUAUAACAAACAGUUCUACAGGGACUGGAAGGAUUUGUGGUAUUAGAGCAUUUAGUAUAAAAGUACUGGAAAGUGAUAGUUCCUCUGAUGUGARGACUGUUUUAUCAUCAGUCACAGUCGCAACACCAUUACAAGCAGACCAUGGUMAUUUUCAGUGUCCUCCUGGUACACAGGCCAUCAUUGCUACUGUSCUGUUUAGUGRAAACCUCCAUGAAAUGACUGGCCAUGAGCGUAURGUUACUCUAACUUCAAUGGCAGAUCAUUUAAAUGUUCCAUCAAGUAAAGUUGCACUUUUUUCGGCUGAUAAUGGACACCCACUGUUGUCUGAACUACAGCAGCUUUCUGUGUURAGCUCUGGUGCAGGAGAUGCUAGAUUYAAGCCUGGAUCAAAGAGUCUUCUKACUUGGAUGCUUAGUUGUGGUGCUAUCAGACUUAGYGAUUCUUACCUUACAGAACUAGAGAGCAAAGCAAAGGAUGGAACACUGACUGAAGUACUUGGGCAUCCUAUUGUUGGCUGGCAUGUGACAUCAGGGGUUCAAAAGUCUAGACACAGAGUACGACGUGCRGCUGCUGCCACGCCUACUCCUAUAGCAACAAGUGUUGCACCAACACGAGUAAUAAGAAGCUCCACAAUUAUCAUAAAUGAAACUAGUUCUUUAUCGAUAUCUUCAUUUGUCAUGAGAAAUUCAACAGUUCUGCCAAUCACUACUAUUUAUAGCUCUCCCUCUUCGUCAGUCAUUCUCUCCUCAACUGUGGAGUAUUCUUUGAAUGUAUCAAGUGAGAUCACAGCUUCAAGCUCAGUAUCCAAUAUGUCAAGUUUGCCUGUACCAUCCUCAUUGACAACAACAGUAGCACCACCAAUGCCAUCUACUGUGACAGCGAACCUUAGUAGUCAAAUUAACUCUACUGUGCAAAUAACACCUUCAUCAAGUUUUGAAUCCAGCUUUACUGGCAUGAAUGAAACUAGCUACGUUGCACCAUCUACAACACCAUAUAUCAAUGCUUCAGCAACUUCAAUACUAUCAAAUAGUACUUUGGUCCUUAAUUCUUCCACUGCUGGCAGCAGUUUUUCUAUGAACUCUACAAUGUACAUCACACCAAGUCCAUCUGCAACACUUCAAAUUAAUGCUUCAGCAACGUCUAUGCUGUCAAAUAGUACUUUGGUCCUUAAUUCUUCCACUGUUGACAGCAGUUUUUCUAUGAACUCUACAAUGUACAUCACACCAAGUCCAUCUGCAACACUUCAAAUUAAUGCUUCAGCAACGUCUAUGCUGUCAAAUAGUACUUUGGUCCUUAAUUCUUCCACUGUUGACAGCAGUUUUUCAAUGAACUCUACUCUGUACAUGACACCAAGUCCAUCUGUAACACUUCAAAUUAAUGCUUCAUCAACUUCUGUACUAUCCAAUAGUACUUUGGUCCAGCUCAUUUCUUCCACUGUUGGUAGCCGUUUUUCUAUGAACUCAACAAUCUACAUCACAACAAGUUCUUCUGCACUGUYCAAUAGUACUUUGGUCCACCUCAAUUCUUCCACUUUYGUUAGCAGUUUUUCUAUGAACUCUACUAUGUACAUCACGCCAAGUCCAUCAAUGACACCACAAGUGAAUGCUUCUGCAACUUCAGUUUUACCAAAUAGUACUUUGGUCCAGCUCAACUCUUCAACUGUCAGUAGCAGCAUUUAUAUGAACUCUACUAUGUCYAUCACACCAAGUCCAUCUACCUCCUUCACAGAGAAUUCAACAGCAUYAAAUUCCACAUCUGUAUUUCAAAGCAUGGUUUCAAUUUUACCAAACACAACUUCAUAUUUGCCAAGCAGCUUUGUCAACUCCUCAUUGGUUGUGUCUUCUGUAUCACUAAAUGAAACUACAUCAAUGGGAAUAAACUCUACUGUAUCUGAAAUAGUGAGCAGCACUCAGAGUAUCAAUAUGACAAGCUCCAUUCAGCCUAGUUUCCAAACAUCAUCUGUGGUUCUACCUUCCUCCACUUUGUCCCCAAGUGUGACUCAAAAUAUGACAAGCAACAUGACUCUGUCCUCCAGUUCUGUGUUUCCUGAUAGAACAAGUAGCAUCAGUGCYAGUUCAGUCAACUUGACUUCAGCAACUCUGGCUAGUAAUACCAGUGGCUCCAUAUCAUUAUUACCAAGUAUUUCAACUGUACCAGUGGUGACAACAGUUAAUAUAUCAUCUGUGAUAUCCCCAACUGUGAUGAACACAAGUUUGGUUGACGCCACGAGCACCAGCACAUUAAUCAAUAGGACGUYGAUAUUGUCCGUAACAUCGUCGAUGGCUUCACGAAAUGUUACGAUUGGUCCCGACUUGAGCACGAUUAURUCGUCGUUUGCACCUAGCACGAGGUCAAUGACAUCAAGCAGAGAAACGCUGUCUAGUUUCUUAGGAACUGUAAAUUUUACCAGUACUCUGAAGUCAAGCWUAGAGCUGACUCCUUCCACUGUGUCAAGCAUAUAUUUGACGCAAACUGGCAACUUCUCCUCAACUAUAGGAGAAAAAUUGAACUYUAGUGCGACAAGUGUCCACACAAUCACUGAAAGCCCGAGUCCUUACAGUACUAUAGCAGUACAAAGCUCGACAUUAUCAUUGAUUGAUACGACAGCGACUUCGAUUGUAACUAUAGCUACCGUCCAGACAACGCCCAUCUACAAUACGACGUCAGUUCUUGAAAGCUCCGUGUCUGAAAACAUCACAUGGUUACCAAGCACUGUUUCCAUGACAACAUCACCUGUCAUGACCUCAGCACAAAUGUCAUCGCCAUUAAGUAAUGUGACGUUAAGCACAGUUAAACUUAUCAGCACAAUAWAUGUUAAAAAUAGCACCAUUUCAUCAAUCAGUACCAUGAAUAUAACACGUAGUCCAAGCACAUUGGUAAAACAGUCAACAAGGUUGAUAACGUCACCGRUCUCURCUCUCACYGGCACUGUUCUAAAUACGACGGAGUAUAUGACSAGUGUGAUGCAUACCAGUACCACACGACCAAGCRUUAACUCAUCAACCUCAGUUUUUACAUCACCGCCAUUAACAACAGAUAGUSYGCCUUCCAGCACGAWGAUUGCUAGUCUGAACUYCUCCUCUAUUACUCUAGUUAAUGCGACUUCACUGGUACCGACAAGUAGUAUGUCCUCAACCAUAGAGAAUUUCACACAAAGCACAUUAAGAACGCUUAUUCCGACUCCUUUGAUGACUUCCUCAAGUUUUUUAUCGACGAUAUCGUUAAUAAGCACUGGUUCGAGUUUAGUGAUUCAAAACCAAACAAGUUAUAGUAUUCCUAGCCUCACGACGGUGGAGCCAUUAACAACAAGUCUGGAGGURCAAAGCUCUGUACUUCCUAAGGCAACGAUGAAUGCAAGUUUUGUGAGUUCAAUUAGUGUUUUUAGCACAGAAAUAACUUCAACUUCAACCACGACUGCAAUGAAUUUGUCAAGCGUUCUAUCGACGCAAAACCGUUCAAGCUCAUUAUUUCCGACUUCUGUUUUAACAAGUUCUGUGGCAGACUUGACGAGUUCACAAGUAUCAAGUGUAGCUAACUUGACAACGAGUAGUUUUAAACUGCAUAGUACAGUUCUAACAUCCACCUCAAGACUAUCAGCGAACUCCUCCACAUCCGGGAUACGUCCUCAGACCACCUUGGUAACAGGUAUGUCAACUCUUAUGUUAUCAAGCAGCCCGAUAACUUCAAGCUCGCCUUACAUCAGCACUAGCAGUGCAUUUGUAAAUACCUCGUCUAUGGUCCUCCCAAGUAGCGUUGUCGUGRAAACGACUUACACUACUGUGACGUCAAGUAACGCGACUAUAGUGACAACACCCUUGCUUUCCACAAGUCCUGUUUCCAUGACAUCGUCUUCCAUGAACAGCAGUGUUUCUUACAGUKCAAGCUCUACUAUGGAAACAAGCUUAACUACAUUGAUCGAGAGUUCGUCAACAAUUCUGCUGCAAACCUCGACAAAUGUGGAGGCCUCGACGGCAUUUUCGUCGCUCGGUUUUCAAAACAGUUCAAUUGGACAUACUAGUUUACCAAGUAGUUCAUUMACACCUUCUUCGACAGUAACCACUUUUUCGACAUUAACGUUUUCUUCAAGCUCAGCUCUAGACACUGAAUUACCAAGUAGUACAUUAACAACUUUACCAUCCAUGACGUCCAGUAUUGUGGAGACAUCUAUGUCGUCUGCAACCGUCUCGUCGUCGUUACAUCUUUCAAGUUCAGUUGAAGGAACAAGUUUACCAAGCAGUACUUUAACAAUUUUGCCAUCUGUUUCGUCGGUAAUGAUGUCUAGUACUGUGAAGAUGUCUACUCAGACAGCAAAUGCUUCGAUAGAUACAAGAACAUCAACAUUCUCCAGUUUUUCACCUAYUACCAGGUCAACAGUKUCCAUGGCGACAACCAUUGGGACUWCUUCCUUCUCAUCAAGUCAAUAUGUCCAGUCAACAAGCAGUGUUAWUAGGAGUUCACUGACGAYAUCUACAAUUAUUAUAGAAAGUUCGUCGAGGUUUGCUACCUCAUUACCGACAAGUAGUUUUGCGAGUUUCUCAACARCGUAUGUGAUUACAAGCUUAUCAACUCCGUCUAAGUGGAACAGUACCAUGGCAGUAACUUCAUCCUCGGCGCCUACAAGUUCUUCAUUGAACAGUACCGUUCACCUUKCUACCUCAGCAGUGAUAAGCUCAUCUCCUGUCGUAUCGUCUUCAGUUGUUAUUCCAACAACAAAACCCAAUUCACCACCAGAACUGAAAAAUGACAUCGGACGCAUUCAAACAACCGCUGGCAAGACGUUUAGAUACCUUGUCCCUGAAGACACGUUUCAUGACAACGAAGAUGGGAAUACUCGCCAGCUUAAUCUAACAAUGAAAUACGUCGUCGAAGGCACAGCACAAGACAUUCCGRCGGACUUCUGGUUGAAUUUCGACUCAGCAACACAAGUWAUAGCAGGCUUGCCAAUGGACAAGGAUAUUCCUGAUCCUCAGAACCUAGAAACGGGRGUUAAGUUUUUGCURACGGCAAAGGACAGCCAUGGAGCAGUAGCCUACGACGUGUUUGAGAUCUUGAUAGGACCAUCAUCAAGCACGUCGUAUACACAGUCAUUGACUGUAACAUUGUCUAAUGACUUCGAAGUAUUUAACAGUAAUCUUACACAAAGACUUAAUUUACUUGGCAAGAUCAGUAGUUACUACAAAGAUCCCGAUACUAGUCAAAUCAUAGUCACAUCUUACAAAAAGGGCUCUGUAGUGGUGACUUGGACAAACAACUCGCUUCCAACUAAUGAAUGCGACCAAGAAAAGCUUAAUAMCGUUGCUGAGAAGGUUGUUAACGAAAACGGGCCUAAAACAGAAUUCAAAGAACACCUAUCCCCAGAGUAUAUCGUUACUGGUGCCCAAAGAACAUUAGGUGGAGUAUGUAUACAAAACGCGUCCACGUUAGCACCGUUUAUAACCGAUAAGAGGAUAGGUACUGAGCCUUCGGAUUUGUGGGAAAAGCACGUCAUUCCUGGUAUUAUAGUUGUUAUAAUUCUCAUCAUUCUGGCGAUUUUACUGCUCUGUUUCAUACGACGUCGGCGGGCCAAACCUUCUGACCCUGAACGGCGAACAUACACCAAGAGAAAACCAAUUAUACUAGAUCCUGAAAUGGAAAUGAAGCCUAUCCCUAGCAAACCAUUGAUUCUAGACAACGAUUCCCCGUUAAGUCAYCCACCUUCGUACGCGUCUGACCCAUCCCUUUAUAGGUCGCCGUACUAUGAUAACGGUAGUGGAGAUUUUGAUGAAGARGAUAACACGCCACCAAAGCAAUCCCCAGUGUACGAAACUCCGCCACCUUCAUAYAUGCAGCCUGAAGAGCCAGAAGAACCGCCGCCGCCUCCUUAUAUGCUUCCCCCUACACUGCURUACCCAAAAUAUGACUUUGCUCCUUGGGAAGAAAGUAGUGAUGUCUAGAUUAUUGGGAUUUAAUUUUGACAAAGGGGAUUUCAAGUGAUUCAGCCCUGUUUAGCAGAUUGUUUUCAGUUGUUUUGUGUCGGCUAGAACCUGAAAAMUAACGAAAUCAGUUUGCUAAACCGGUCUGACUUACUCCAUAUAUGAAGCCGAUUAGAAAUGUUGAAUAUGAACUUGGACAAGAUUUCAAACAAGCGUUUUCUAACUAAUGCCCUUAUCAAAUGUCGUAUUUAACAUGAGCCUUCGUCAAUUUGCUGAAUUACGUUCAUGUAAAAGUACCACAUUUGACUCAAGUGUGGAUUUAUAAAACAGUAGAAUAAGACAUCUUGUCCAACGACACGAGAAUCUUCAUUUUGAAUACAAUAGAAUGUUUUUAGAUAAAAGACGAUGAAGGAAGGAUAGAGUAGUGUUUUAGUUUAAAGGGAUGAACAAAUUUUGAGAAAAUCAAGUCAUUUAACCUCAGCCGGUUUAGUCUAAACAAAAAGCUUUAGUGAGAAAAUAAGGGAACUUUAUCAUUUAUUUUGCAUUCUCAUCUGAGUGAAAGAUGGCUGACAUGAGAAAAAUCCAAACUAAUGUUUAUAAUACGCGUUUCAAACGCCUCUCACGUGCUGAAUAUGCAGCGAUGCCAUUUUGUACAACUAAGCAUUAUGGAAAUKGUAGAACCGGAACAACUGCUUCAUCUUUUUCAAUCAUAAAAAGCAGUAACGGCUUACYCUGGUUCCAGAGGCUUGUCUUUCAUUCUUUUGCUUACUAUGUUAUCGAAACGCGAAGCGACGAGGCGUUUCCGUUAAUCGGUUUGUUUUUUACGGCUUCGCGGCUCGAGAUAACAUAGUAAGAAAAAGAAUAAAAGACAAGCCUCUGGAACAAGGGUAGUAACGCGGCUUAGCUGGACUUUUUGAAUGAGCAGGACAAAAUGCAAGGGCAAGAACUACCAACGUGCUUAUGUUGCAUACAAUGGCGACGCAGGACAUCGCCUAUUACGAAAAAACGGAGAAACUUUGACUUCAGCAGAUUUUAAAUUCAGCGUUUGACACAAAUAGAAGUGUUCUUUAAUGAUUUGCAUUAAUUAUGUUUUGACCUCGAGUCGGAAAACUUUUAUAUUACAGAGAAAAUCCUGUAUAACGAGCGUGAACUUGCACACGCUCACACGUAUCCAGCAAAAAUAGUUUGACGGGGACAAGUAAAAAAGAUAAAGAUCUCGUUACAGGGAUUUCACUGUAAAUAUUUUAUGAUUUUGUUAUCAAUUUACCUGUAUAUAUUUUGUACAUUCAAAGUUUAUUCAAUGCUGUCUGMAGUUGAUAAAAAUUUUAUACUGAAAACAUAAUUAAAGAUAAAUUAAGCCAAAAUUGAACCUAGUUAGUUACUGUGAAAAAUAAAUAUAUUUCAGAGUCUCUUCCA
Exaiptasia diaphana is the source of this 8208-nucleotide messenger RNA. Its product is annotated as mucin-17. Gene Ontology annotation, biological process: muscle attachment; nerve development; axon guidance. The record is from RefSeq and is a predicted model, not a curated record. Lineage: Eukaryota; Metazoa; Cnidaria; Anthozoa; Actiniaria; Aiptasiidae. Bases 316 to 6813 code for a protein of 2165 amino acids. Gene Ontology annotation, cellular component: dystrophin-associated glycoprotein complex; sarcolemma; dystroglycan complex. The transcript has 7 exons. Gene Ontology annotation, molecular function: laminin binding; calcium ion binding.